AAAAUGCAUUGCGCCAUCACGCUCUACCAAGAAGACUGUGGAAGCCAAAGAACUUAGACGCGAUUUCAGUCCGUUUGAAACUACCGAACGAGGAGGUUAAGCCGAACGCCGUUUGGAAAAAACAUCGCGUUAAUACUAUGAAAUAAACAUUUUCAUAUAAAUAAUUAAAUAUAUUAAUAAAUUAGAUAUCGCAGUGGAUUGUGUUAUAUUUAUUUCGUCGGUUGUGUUGUGAUGAAAAUUAUAUAUAUUCUAUCAUAGUUUUGUGAACUAUACAGUUACAUUAAUUUUGGAAUACGCUUUUUCAUAUAAGAAGAAAUAGUUUAAAGAAAGAUCUGUCGCAUUCAACGAAAACAUGUGACAUCCGCCGUCGCUGGCGGUCAGAUUCAAAGACAAAAUUCACGACGGGAAUGAUAUUGAGUAUAUUAUUGAAACGUGGUAUGCCCCCUAGAGUCUAACUGUCAGCCUUCGGGGAAUUUUCCUUUUUCCACAAUUACUAUGAAACACCAACCCCAUCUACCGGCUGUUGCCGUUAUAUUUUUGAUUUCCCUACAAGUCGGAGUCAUAUGCAAUCAAGAUGGCGCUUUACUCGAAGAGCAAUCCACGCCGAAACCCACGCCCGAGCAAGACGAAUCGCUUCUUCUCAAUUCGGACCUUCCAAUUUUUUUAGCGGAACCCCAGAACGCGUUCGUGGUAAAAGGUCGUCCGGCUACGUUGCAAUGUCGCGCCGCGCACGCGCUUAGUCUCUAUUUCAAAUGCAACGGCGCCAAGAAAAUAGAAACCGUCGAAAAUUGGUUCGUAGAUCCACAAAACGGCGUGCGGAUUUUUGAGGCCGAUGCGAACGUUACUAGAAAAAUGGUCGAAGAAUUUUUCGGUAAAGAAAAAUUCAAGUGCGAGUGUUAUGCUUGGAGCGGAAAAGGAAGUAUCAAAAGUCAACCUGCUACUGUCGAAAUUGCGUACCUCAAAAGGCAAUUCGAAGCAAAUCCCGAGUCGACUUAUAUGGUGGAACUCGGCCAUCAGGUAGAUCUGAAAUGUGUGGCACCUGCUGGAAUGCCACCUCCCAGAGUUUAUUGGCUGAGAGGUGGUCAGAUUUUACAAUCCGAUACCGAUGUAUUGGUGACCAGCGAAGGGCAUCUUCUAAUAGGACAGGCUCGUGCCCAAGACACCGGAAAUUACACCUGCGUCGCUGAAAAUAUAGCUGCGAAAAGAAUGGCGCCGACAUCGCAAAUUCUUGUUUUCGUGAAUGGGGGAUGGUCUUCUUGGUCUUCGUGGCAGGAUUGUCGUUGUCCCGGAGCAACCCUCGCAGCUGGAAAGAUGAGUACGAGAACUUGUACGAAUCCCGCCCCAAGUAACGGAGGUAAAUCUUGCCAAGGAUCCGCUAUUCGAAGAACAAAAGAUUGUAUUCCUUGUCCACAAGAAGAGCUCGUGCUGGACAAUGCUUACGACUAUGAUACUAGCGAUAAUGCGUACGUUGAUCCUGCUAGAUGGUCCGCUUGGUCGGAAUGGUCAGAAUGCAACCAGGAUUGUAAUAAAAUUAGGAAAAGGGAAUGUAUUCCUAGUUCCGAAGGAAGAAAAACUUGUUCAGGAAAAGAUACGCAAAGUAUGAAAUGCACCACGGAUCAAUGCAGAUCAGUUGAGCUCACCAAAGUUAGAGAAGCUAAUAUCCAGAACACGCAAAACGAUAUUCUGCUCUACAUCGGACUCACAGUUGCCAUUUUCCUGGUUUGUUUUCUAUCGUUUUUCGUUAUCAAAAUAUAUAGAAAAAAAGGACAACAUCAAAGUCUGUACAACAUGGCAUCUAACGAUUACCAUCCGGAGUUUUUUCCUGAUCCAGAUAAGAAAUCACUAACGCUACAACCGGACGUUACUCAAACCGUUCCACCGUGCUACGAAUACCCUUACACGAACCCAGCGUCGUCGGUAACACGUUCCGUUUCAGAACACCAUUACGACGUACCUCAUUUAACUUCCGGAAGCGAUAUCCAAAUGUCACCGGCGACCAGUUCGACUCUGGAAUCCUCCAGCGGCAAAAGGAGUCAACUCAGCGGUUUUACAAAUAAUUCCGAUUCGACAUACGAAGUAGCAACGGAUACAGUUACUUUACCAAUAGCUACCCUACCAACAGCGUAUGCGGUCACCCCCACAACGAGUGGUAACUACACCAGUUCCACCUUAUCCAACGUAGGAGGCUUUUUGAAUUUAUCCGAAUCGUCAGUUAGUCUUUUAGUUCCGGAAGGAGCCCUAUCCAGAACAAGAAAACAAGAAUUAUUUCUAUCGAUACUCAACGAAGACUGUUUCAGGCCUAAAUUAGCCGAAGGCUUAACUCAAUUAAGUCCUGUAGUAUCUUGCGGACCGAAUAUUUCUUUAAACAAAGCCGUGGUAUUAAAAGUACCUCACUGCGCUGAGAUAACAAGAAAUAACUGGCAGAUAUCUAUACUACAAAGUGAUUGCAGCGACUCCCAGUGGCAAAACGCGGCAACUUUAGGUCAAGAAACUAUAAACACGAACGUUUUCUGUCAAUUAGACAAAUCCUCUGCCUAUUUAGUGACGGAAUCUUUAGCUAGGUACGUCAUAGUAGGUAGAUCAGCUAAUGGAGCUGCGAUAAAAAGACUGAAGCUAGCCGUUUUCGGACCGAAACUUUGUUUCCAAUCCUCUGGAGAUUAUAGUAUAAGAGUUUACGUUUUAGAAGAUACCGAUUCAUCAAUGGAGACCGUUUUUGGUCAAGAAAAACGACUCGGCGGAUAUCUCCUCGACGAACCGAGAUCGAUUACCUUCCAAGACGGCGGAAGCAACCUCUGUUUAUCCGUAGAUAAUGUUAGCGACGGUUGGGGGGCGAAACCUUCAACUAAUUACCAAGAAAUACCUUUCAAACAUCUAUGGCAAGCUAAUAGUAACAGUUUACACUGUUCUUUCACCCUGGAAAACUACGAACUCAGCAGAUUGUUGAACUUCAAGCUUCGCGUCAAUCAAAAAGGAUUCGACUACAUCCAAGUGUUUGAUAUCCACUGCAAAGACGACGGAAUAGAAUUGGCCGAAAAAACUAGUUCAGGUAAAUUCAACCACAACGAAUUUGUGCCAAAAACGUGCGAAACCACGAAAUCUAACGACAGCAGAAAAGGCGUAGAAUACGCGAAAAGUGCCAAAAGACUCGAUACUAAAAAUAUGAUCGUAACCGAUAGAGGUGUUUCAACUUGCGACGAUUUCAACUUUAGGUUAUCCAAAACGCUUAGAAAACAAUUAUGUCAAUGCCUCGAUCCGCCCACGCCACGCGGUAACGAUUGGAGAAUGCUGGCGCACGCUCUUAAAGUCGAUAGGUACAUCAAUUUCUUCGCCACCAAACCAUCACCGACAGAUUGCAUAUUAGAUCUGUGGGAAGCCAGACAUAGAAGCAGCAACGCUCUAACCGAACUCAAACAGAUAUUCAACGAAAUGGAGAGGUUCGACGCCGUUAACGUUUUAGAUAAUUCUCUGGGGCCUAAUUGGUUGUAAUUUUUUUUCUUCUAUCAAUUGUAUAUAUGGUAUUCUUUUCGAAUUGAAAUGGCAGAUUGUGUAUCCGUAAAAACAAUUUAUAAAUAUCUCAAAAAAUAGAUAAAUAAUAUUUAUUAUUUUACAAAAAAAUGACAGCUCUUAGGGAAAAAUCACAGGAGACCUUUUUUGUAGAAAAUGUCUUAAACUACAUUUUUUAUCCCUCCACGUUUUUCGAAAUUUUGCACAAAUUUCGAGUUAUUUGCAAAAUUCGGAAUAUUGAAAAUUUAGUAAGAUGCGAACCCAAAGUAUGAGCGCAUUUUACAAAAAAAUGACAGCUCUUAGGGAAAAAUCACAGGAGACCUUUUUUGUAGAAAAUGUCUUAAACUACAAUUUUUGUUCGUCCACUUUCUCCAAAAUUUUACACAGAUUUCGAGUUAUUUGCAAAAUUCGGAAAAUUGAAAAUUCAGUUAAGAUGCGACCCCAAAGUUUGAGCGGAUUUUACAAAAAAAUGACAGCUCUUAGGGAAAAAUCACAGGAGACCUUUUUUGUAUAAAAUAUCUUAAACUACAUUUUUAUCCCUUCAAGUUUUUCGAAAUUUUGCACAGAUUUCGAGUUAUUUGCAAAAUUCGGAAAAUUGAAAAUUCAGUUAAGAUGCGACCCCAAAGUUUGAGCGGAUUUUACAAAAAAAUGACAGCUCUUAGGGAAAAAUCACAAGAGUCCUUUUUUGUAUAAAAUAUCUUAAACUACAUUUUUAUUCCCUCAAGUUUUUCGAAAUUUUGCACAGAUUUCGAGUUAUUUGCAAAAUUCGGAAAAUUGAAAAUUCAGUUAAGAUGCGACCCCAAAGUUUGAGCAGAUUUUACAAAAAAAUGACAGCUCUUAGAUGAAAAUCACAAGGAACCUUUUUUGUAGAAAAUAUUAUAAGCUAUAUUUUUUAUUUCUUCACGUUUUUCGAAAUUUUGCACAGAUUUCGAGUUAUUUGCAAAAUUCGGAUUUAGUAAGAUGCGACCCCGAAGUUUGAGCGCAUUUUACAAAAAAAAUGACAACUCUUAGGGAAAAAUCACGAGAGACCUUUUUUAUAUAAAAUAUCUUAAACUACAUUUUUAUCCCUUCACGUUUUUAGAAAUUUUGUACAAAUUUCGAGUUAUUUGCAAAAUUUCGAAUAUUGAAAAUUUAGUAAGACGCGAACCCAAAGUUUGAGCACAUUUUACAAAAACACGACAGCUGUUAGGGAAAAAUCACAAGAGACCUUUUUUGUAGAAUAUAUCUUAAACUACAUUUUUUAUCUCUUUCCGUUUUUCGAAAUUUUGCAUAGAUUUAGAGUUAUUUCCAAAAUUAGGAAUAUUGGAAAUUUAAUAAGAUGCGACCCCGAAGUUUGACCGCAUUUUACAAAAAAAUGACAGCUCUAAGGGAAAAAUCACAGGUGACCUUUUUUGUAGAAAAUGUCUUAAACUACAUUUUUUAUCCCCUCACGUUUUUCGAAAUUUUGCACAGAUUUCGAGUUAUUUGCAAAAUUCGGAAAAUUGAAAAUUCAGUUAAGAUGCGACCCCGAAGUUUGAGCGCAUUUUACAAAAAAAUUACAGCUCUAGUAUAAAUGAUUAUAGAUGAUCGAAAAGGCGCUUAUUUCUAGUGAAAUUCACGUAACGGGUUAAUUUUAGGAAGUAUUUGUCUAAAUUUUAUUAGUCGUACACAUUUUUUUAAAACAGAAACGUCAAAUUGACAACUACUUCAACUUCAACAACAAAUACUUUUCUUUUGACUUAUACCUGUAUAUAUUUGAUCGAUUUUUUACUAGAAUCAUCGCAAUUUAUUGAUUCCUAGACCAUAUUCUUUCACCAAUAUCUUUCUAGAAAGUUUUCUUUUGAAAUCAAUUUAUUAUAACAUAUUUCAAACUAUAUGUAGAUCAAAUAGUUCUGCAUAUGUCUAAAUCAUUGAAAAUCCGUAAAACUCAACCACCAUUUCCAAGCCUACGCGUUUUAAUUUCUGGUUCUUCGAGCCUUAGGUUCAUAUACGGCUCGAAGGACCAGAUUUGUAACUGUGAAUACGGAGUAGUAGGUUAGAUUAGGUUGUUUUAAACUGGUUCUAGAUCACUCGAGAACCUGAGUUAACUAUCCUUGUAUUGUUUAUUUUUAAGCAGUUUCAACUCAAUUUAGUGUGUCGUCUUCAAAGCAGAUCGUUUCCAUAUAUCGUCUAUGUACGAAACCAAAAGGGUGUUUCGAUAUAAUUCCUAUGUGCAGCAACAUUUGGAUUGCUUCUAGAGCUGCUUACGGAUUUGUGAAUCCCCGGAGCAACUAUCCCCUGCACUUUCUUUAAAUUAUCACAUGUAUACGAUAUUUAUGUAAGGAUUUACUUUCUCAAAUUAUUUAUAAACAUGUAUAAUUGAACAAACUGCCAUUUUUGUUUGUGAAAUCUUCAUUUCUGGCAGGUGUGUGUCUUGUGGAAUUGCAAGACUUCUAAUACCUGUUGUAAAAUAUUUUAAAAAAUUAUUAACGAUGCUAGCGAAUUUAUAUGUAAUGUAAGUAAAUAAAAUUCCAAAAUAAUUCCAAAACAAUGACUUAUAUUACAAAUGGGGAUGAAAGGAAAGUAAUUUAUUAGUUAUAAUUGGCGCGGUCAGUAGGAAUACCCAAAAAUAGUGAAAUUUACUUCAAAAAAAGCGACAAAAUGUAUUAAAUAAAUGUUUUUAAUGAAAUAAAACUGUUUCAGGCAAUAAAGUAACAUACAGGUGGCAGUUGUAUGUAAAAAUAUAAAAUUAUUUUGGAAUUUUUUCGCUAUCUUCGAAUUAUGCUUUAAUUUAAUUUAAAAAAAAUAAUUUCUCGAAUUUAUAUUUAUGUAAAAAUGAAUUUUAUAUUGUAUGUUGUUAGAUUGUGAAGUAACAAAUAUAUAGUUUGACAAAAAAAAUUCGAAUUGGACCAAGUUCCAGAGUUAUUGUGCAAUUUGUUACAGGGUGUGCCAGAUUAUUCCAUAAUUUAAGUUGACCGAGGUAUUUUGAUAUUAAAAAAUAUUAUUAACCGAAUUUAUGUAGCACUGGAUGCUUCGUACUAAGAAUUUGUAGAACGUUAAUAAGUUGGUUCGCCCUGUAGAUAUUAUGCUUCAUUUUUUCCACCCCUUAAAGAAAAAAUGGAGAUUUUUUUAGAACGAAAACUUGUAUUCUGUUGACAAUAUUUAUUCACUUGUUAUAAAAAGUGCACUACACCAUUAAAUAAAAAAGUAGUAGACAUUACGAGAACUGAAUAUGAAAAAAAAAUAAUUGCAAAAUAUUUCUGAAAUACCUAUCGAUACAGAGUGUUUUAUAAUUGAAUUAUUUUUGCAUAUUUUACAGCUUUUCAUUAUUUUUAGCUUCUUAAAUUUUUUUUUGGAGCUUAUUUUAUCAACUGCAUCUUUAAUUCCAAUAAAAAAAUGGAAAAAUUUGAGGAGGAUUAUACAGUGGUAAAUAAUGGCUUCCCCGCAUAUGUAUUGCACAGUACAUAUAACGAAAAGAAGUUUCAAGCUCAUUCUAUGCCAAAACAAAUUCAAUAUUUAUAAGAAUUUUGUAGUUUUUAUAGAAAAAAUAGAGUACAUAACUCGUUAGAAACAAACUUUCCAACAUUGGCGUGUUGUUUUGUGUACGAAAUGUUUUGUAAACGAAUGACGAUUUAGAAUGACUUUUUUACUAUUUUUCUUUCUUUAAAAACCAAAGAGUGGCAAAAAUAUACAGAAAACAUAAAGUGACAUUGAAAAUAGAACGCCCAGUAUCAAUUAAUCGAUUGAAAUUGGAGAAAUAUCUAACUGUAGAGAAACAAAAAACAGAAAAAUUGAUAAUGUGUUCUUAGAUAUAUGAUCCCAGGUGACUUGUACCUCAUAUUGAACUACCUCUAGAGUCUAGACCAUCUAGUAACCUAACCUAACCUAACCUAGGUGAAAAAUCUAUGGAAACGAAUACCACAAAUUUAUUUGAUUGUCUUCAAAAUGACUCAACGUAGUCGUGUCCGAAUAUAAAACAAAACAUGUAAUUCCACAACCUCUUAUCUUGUUAACUGUAGUGAAAUUUCUCUAUUGAAAGCUCCAGUUUACCCAUUUUGUGCAUCAAGCCAAUCGAUCAUAGCUUAUAGGAAAAUCCGAGGUAAAUCAAAAAUUUCUGAUCCAACUAUGAGCAAUUUGCAGCAAGUGAACUGAACUGUUAAUAAUAUUGUUAAUAAUAAUAUGAUAUAAACGGGGUCGUAGGAACAAUAUAGUGUUAUACUCGUUGAAAACAUUUUUUUGACACCAAUGCUUCGUCACUCGUGUACUAAUACUAAGAGAUGCAAUAACUAACAAACUGCUGUUAUAAAAAUUAAUUCAAUGUAUUUUUCACCAUACCUCGUAUAUAUUUACACAUUUUAAUGGACAAAAUAGACAAAUCACAUAUUUGAUUGUUACUUUCAAUUAUAUUAGUGUUUUUCGUCGCUUUUUUUCAUUUCAAUAACGAGUUUGGUACUUUUCCUUUUGCACGAUUUCUUUUCAAUCCUCAUCAAUUUUUCUGUGUGACUGCCAGUUAGAAAUCGUAUGCUAAUUAGCCUAGUGACACACUAGUAAUCGAGAUACCUGAUAAUUUAAUGAAAUUGUAACAAGGAAAAGUAGAAUUUUUAUACAAAAGAAAAUCAAAAGUAGUUUUUUAGAUAUUUUAGAAAUGGUUUGUACAAAAUAAAACGGAUAAUAUUCAUUGUAAACUAGAUGCAGUUCUAAACGUUGACAUAUAUAAUGUGUAAUCUAGAAAUUAUAUAUAAUGAUGAUGUAUAUAAAGUCAAUAUAUUGACAAUUUUUUAUUAAAA
Molecule: messenger RNA, 8249 nt
Organism: Diorhabda carinulata
Lineage: Eukaryota; Metazoa; Arthropoda; Insecta; Coleoptera; Chrysomelidae
Product: netrin receptor UNC5C
Exons: 10
Coding region: 496-3486 (996 amino acids)
Biological process (GO): netrin-activated signaling pathway; motor neuron axon guidance
Cellular component (GO): membrane
Molecular function (GO): protein binding; netrin receptor activity
Source: RefSeq, a predicted model, not a curated record